This is a messenger RNA of Zerene cesonia (dogface butterfly), 1390 nucleotides long. Its product is annotated as palmitoyltransferase Hip14-like. Gene Ontology annotation, cellular component: Golgi membrane. Bases 122 to 1375 code for a protein of 417 amino acids. The record is from RefSeq and is a predicted model, not a curated record. The transcript is spliced from 5 exons. Gene Ontology annotation, molecular function: palmitoyltransferase activity; protein binding. Gene Ontology annotation, biological process: protein palmitoylation. NCBI's taxonomy places the organism in Eukaryota, Metazoa, Arthropoda, Insecta, Lepidoptera, Pieridae.
UUGCCAUUAAAAAAAACCACUAUCAAUAACUUGGUAAUUUGCGUAGUUUAAGUACAAAAGUAUUUCAAAUCAUUAUGAGUUGUGAUAAUGAGUAGACAAAGUUAUAAAUAAUCGUGAGGAAAUGUAUGACAGUACCUGUGGUGCGGCUGCGACCGUACAAUGUGGAACGGCACAGCAUGAGUGCGAUGGACCCUUGUCACGCGAACCUCCACCGGCACCACUGGAGCGAGAUUAUAGUGGUUUUGAUAUUGUUAAGGCUACUCAAUACGGUGCUUUCAAUAGGGUCAAGGAACUGGUGGAGGCUGGCUGGGAUGUUAAUCAGCCUGACCAUGAGACCGUCACUCUACUGCACUGGGCAGCUAUUAACAACAGACGGGAAAUCAUCGAGUAUCUGCUGUCAAAAAAUGCAAAGGUAGAUGCUAUCGGGGGCGAGCUACAGUCGACGCCGCUGCACUGGGCCACGCGGCAGGGACACCUGGAGGCCACGGUGCUGCUCGUGCGCGCCGGCGCCAACCCGGCGCUGCGCGAUGCCGAAGGCUGCGCGUGCCUGCACCUGGCGGCGCAGUUCGGGCACACGGCCGUGGUGGCGUACCUCGUGGCGCGCGGCGUGCCGCCCGACGCCCCCGACGCGGGCGGCAUGACGCCGCUCAUGUGGGCCGCGUGGAAGGUCACCGCCGUGGACCCCACGCGCCUGCUGCUGUCGCUCGGCGCCUCCACGGGCCCGCAGGACCGCUCGCACGGCAAUACGGCGCUGCACUGGGCUAUCCUCGCCCGCAACAGCACCGCCAUCUGUACUUUGAUUCUCUAUGGUAAUGCCAGUUUAGAUGUUCCAAAUCACCGUGGAGUCACUCCUCUGACAAUGUUGCAGAACAAUCCUAAUGCAAUAUGGAUUGGUAGUAAAGUCGCCGAGAAAGUUAAAGAGUUGUCUACCUCAAGAAGUAACUGCUUUCGUAGAAUAACAUAUGAUAGAAAAUUUAGAUGGUGGUGUGUAGUCAUCAUACCUUUCCUCGCAUUUUAUAUAACUGGAAUGGUGGUCGAACUGGACGCGCCGCAGCUCCUGAAAGUUCUAAUACUGAUCUGUUUCUAUGCCCUGUUACAUUUUGUAUCGAAUUUCUUAUUUGAUGAUGAACUGAAGAAUAUAUUUCCCCUCAGUAUUUAUUUGGCAACAAAGAUGUGGUUCUACAUCACGUGGGUGGUGGUGAUCGCGCCGACCGUGAGCGCGGGCGCCACGCUGGGCUUCCUGCUGAGCUCGCUGCUGCUGUGGCACACCUUCCUGCGCUCCUGGCGCGCCGACCCCGGCGUCAUCACCGCCACGCGCCAGGAGAAGAUGCAGGUCAGGCCGCUGCUACACACCGCUCAUUUGACAUUUCAGUGAACUGAGCAUUGGUGG